CCCCAAUUCCGCUUUCACGUCAACGACCACUGUCAGAUCAUAACAAAUCUUUUAAAGUAACGACCAACAAACAUGCGCUAUUUGGUGAAGAUAACUGUGCUAGUGUGCGUGGUGGCUUCCUCCUUCAGCAGACCUUCGUCACUCGACGAACCUGCCGAUAGUGACCAGGAAGAUGCGGAAUACGAGGCAGACGAGGAGGCUGCCGUUGACGACACCAUGCGUGAGGACGAUGGCUCUCGAUUGGAAAAACAGGAUGCAAUUUAUGCUGAAGAAGAGGAAGAGGCAGAGGCAGUGGAGAAACCGGUGAACACCGAAGAAAAAAGAAACGCCCCGGCUCCUUCCGACAGCUCGUCAGUUAAAGAAAAGUGUAAUAGUGAUUCACCAGAUUACAAAAUGCACAACGAUCGAGAAUCUGAGGAGAUGAAAUCAAACGACUACCAGCCACAACCUCUGCAACAACGUCCUAGUAGAUACGUCGAAGCCAAAGAUCCAAACGAACACGCUGAAAUGACACAACGCUUAGGAAACACAGAUAAGCGCGAAAAAUUUGCUCGCCGGGCUGUGUAUAAAUGGCGCAGUGCGAAAACUACAACAGACUAUGAUAAAGGCGAUGAAUUAGUCGAUAAUGCAAUAGCCAAAGAACGAACAAAUAAGUUAAAAAAUCAUCAGUCCAACAAUGAUGCACCUGUUGAACAGAACCACGAAGAGUUUUUCAAAAAUUAUUACAAGACUUUACAUGCAACCAACGAAAAGGAAAAAUUAGAGGACAAAAAUUAUGAAAGUUAUCCGUCAAAUGCAUAUCGAAAUAGACGUCAAGCUAAUGAUGCAGAGGUCUCGGCUAAUUCAAAAGUCAAUGACCAAAGUUCAGUUAAUGAAAACGAAGAGACCGCUAUUAAAAGACAUAUAAAAAAGUUGACCGAUGAAGAAUUAGAAAGCCUUCUAAAUUCACUACCUACUGAAAAACGAGCUUUAUUAAAUAAAAUUAUAGAAAGUGAAAAGGGUCACUUCGAUGCCGUAAGCAAACGUGAUAUAACUAAAAAAGCUGGUGCCGUAGAAGAAAAUAAUGAUAUCGAUAAUGGUGUUUUUGAUUCAAAUAAGGUUCAUGGGUCAUCUGUUGAAAUAAAAAAUGAUGUUGGGUCUGCUAUAGACACAACGGAUAUCCCAAAACCGUCCGAAUAUCAAACUGAAAUAUCAGGAGUGUCUGGUUCUAAAAAAACAAGUAGCCAGGAAAUUUCACCUGACAAAGAUAACAGCGGCAAUGUAGAGGAUAAAUCUAGUGUGAGUUUAAAUGAAGUUUCUAACAAUGGCGAAAGCAAAGCUCAAGUGGAAUCCGAUAUCCAAGUAACUAAACUAAAUACUAAAAGGGAAACUAAUGUAAACGAUUUAGAAAACCAAUGCUCAAGUCUCGGUGAUACGAAAUUAGUAAACAAAGACUUAAAUACCGGUGAUAUAAACGAAAAUGGAAAUUAUGAUACUGGAUACAAUAACUAUCAAAAUGAAGAUUUGUCACAACUAGCUGGUAACGAAGCGUUACUAGAAAAUAACGUUUUAGAUCACGUAAAUAAACGUGAAGCGUUGAUCGAAAACACGGACUCGUUCAAAUCACUCGAAGAGUCUUUCCCAAAUUCAAACUCUUAUAAAGAAUCUGGUGAAUAUUCAGAGAUAGAUAUGGUACCUCUAGUAAGAGUAAAGAGAAGAAAUGAAGACGCCUUGUUAAAAAAACGAAAUGCUCUAUUAGUACCGGAUGCCAAAACAGCCCACAUUCCUUACAGAGCAGAAAAUGACGAUGAUGAUAGUGAGGAAGGAAAUGAAUUUGAAGACGACGGAUUUUAUGAUCGUACUUCAAAUUACGGCAAUGGUAACGUCCGCCUAUCAGGCAACGUCAUGUCGUCCAAAGAUAUACAGACAAAAAGGCAGAAUAUGGGACAGGCCGAUAUCUCUCCGGAUGCAAAUAUAGAGAGUGAUACUAUGAAUAUCGGAUCUGAUUCAGACAGCGUUCUAUCAGGUGUCGAAGGUGUCGAUGACAAUUUGAUGUAUAAUAGUGGAGCUCGAAACAAGCGCACCGUUGAGAAUAAACCCACUGAUUUGGUUAGUAAAGAUUCUGGGCUUUCGUCGUUAAUAGAGCUUGAAUCAAAAGCACAAUCGGACAAUCUGAACGCUGUAAACUAUCGAGAAAACGAUGCGUUUGGACCUCUUCCCCAAAAUUACGAAGGAGGACUAAGUCGAAUGAAAAGGAUAAGACGGGUAAAGUCACCAUGCAACUCUGAUUCUUCUCCUGAUGCACAAGGAUAACGAAAAAAAAAUUUUGACACGUAUCUUGAUUAGGUAACGUACAUAGUUUUGUUGGUCAAUUUACUCAGUUUUAGAUAUAAUAUUAUUUUUAAGUUUCAAUAUGAUGUAAUUAUUACAAUAUGAGUUACCUAUUGUUUUGUCUAAUAAACUUUAAUUCUUAA
Plodia interpunctella (Indianmeal moth) is the source of this 2453-nucleotide messenger RNA. Its product is annotated as bromodomain-containing protein DDB_G0270170-like. The record is from RefSeq and is a predicted model, not a curated record. The transcript has 4 exons. NCBI's taxonomy places the organism in Eukaryota, Metazoa, Arthropoda, Insecta, Lepidoptera, Pyralidae. Bases 73 to 2292 code for a protein of 739 amino acids.